Podarcis muralis (Common wall lizard) is the source of this 5841-nucleotide messenger RNA. The record is from RefSeq and is a predicted model, not a curated record. Lineage: Eukaryota; Metazoa; Chordata; Lepidosauria; Squamata; Lacertidae.
AAGUACUUAACCCGAGGUACCACUGUAUUGGGAUGCUUAGCUGGUGAUAUACUGUAUUACGAUGUUGAAAACCAGGCAUCGUCCGGCCCUAAAAAAGAUGCCAGACUCAUUAGAAAAGGAUUUACUAACCGCUUAGUACUUAGAAGAAGGCCAAGGGGUUCCUUCUGAUUUCUUGGAGGCUUCCUGAGAACACAGAUGGAUGAGCAAGACUCAGCCGGCCCAGAAGCAGGAAGGGGCCAUGCCAUCAACACUGGGAGCAGUGAGGGAUUCUGGGAAAACUCUGUGAAGAAGAUCCUGGGUGAGGAGGACACCCUCCACUCUGAUAUGAAGAGCCAGCAGUUCAGGCAGUUCUGCUACCAGGAGGCCAAAGCACCCCGAGAGGUUUGCAGCCAACUCCACCACCUUUGCCAUCAGUGGCUGAAGCCAGAAAGGCACACGAAAGCUGAGAUGCUGGACCUGGUGAUCUUGGAGCAGUUCUUGGCUGUCCUUCCGCCAGAGAUGGAGAGGUGGGUGAGGGAAUGUGGAGCGGAGACCAGUUCCCAGGCGGUGGCCCUGGCCGAAGGAUUCCUCCUGAGUCAGGCAGAGGAGAGGAAGCAGGCAGAGCAGCAGGGAAAGAUUAUCUUUGCAGAAAUGGGUCUGGAUUCCUCUGAGGCAGAGAAGACUCCGUUGGUCAGGAGAGAGAGGCCGCUGGGUGACAGAAUGAUGCUGCCAAGACCUCUUAAUCCAUCUUUGCGUGGAGGCAGAGGAGAAACAUCAGCUCUGGAACCAGAUCAGGGUCUUGUAUGCUUUGAAGAUAUAGCUGUUCAUUUCACAGACGAGGAGUGGGCGUUGCUGGAUCCUGACCAGAGAGCUCUGCAUAAGGAAGUCAUGGAGGAGAAUGGUGGGAUCAUGAACUCUCUCAUUGGUGAUGAAUCAGAGAUUAAGAACCAGGGAGACCAUGACCAUGUCUACACCAUGGAGAAGCAAUGUAAAUAUUCUGAGUGUAGAGAGAACUUCAGUCAAAGCUCCCACUCCGCUUCCCUCCGAAUAAAUCCAUUUGGGAAUAAAUCCUAUCAGUGCCUGGAAUGUGCGAAGAGCUUCAGUCGGAAAGAGAGUCUCACUUCCCAUCAAAGAAUUCAUACAGGGGGGAAACCGUAUCAGUGCAUGGAAUGUGAGAAGAGUUUCAGUCGGAAGUUCAAUCUAACAGCCCAUGAAAGACUUCAUACAGGAGAGAAACCAUAUCAAUGCUUGGAAUGUGCGAAGAGUUUUACCCAGAAAAAGGAUCUCACUUCCCAUCAGAGAAUUCAUACAGGGGAGAAACCAUUUCAGUGCUUUGAAUGUGGAAAGAGUUUCACCUGGAAGAAAAGUCUCACUUCCCAUCAAACAAUUCAUACAGGGAAGAAACCAUAUCAGUGUUUGGAAUGUGGGAAGAGGUUCUGUCGGAGUGCCCAUCUCACAACCCAUCAAAUAAGUCAUACAGGGGAGAAACCAUAUCAGUGCUUGGAAUGUGGGAAGAGCUUCAGUCGGAAGUUCAAUCUCACAGUCCAUGAAAGAAUUCAUACAGGAGAGAAACCAUAUCAGUGCAUGGAAUGUGAACAGAGUUUCACCUGGAAGGAAGGUCUCACUUCCCAUCAAAGAAUUCAUACAGGGGAGAAACCAUAUCAGUGCAUGGAAUGUGGAAAGAGGUUCACCCGGAAGUUCUAUCUCAUAGUCCAUGAAAGAAUUCAUACAGGAGAGAAACCAUAUCAAUGCUUGGAAUGUGGGCAGAGCUUCGGUCAGAAGACCAGUCUCAUAGGCCAUCAAAGAUGGCACAGUGGGGAGAAACCAGACAAUGGCUGUCUAUAUUCCUCUGAGGCAGAGAAGACUCUGUUGGUCAGGAGAGAGAGGCCACUGGGUGACAGAAUGAUGCCAGGGAUACCUCCUCAUUCAUCUUUGCAUGGAGGCAGAGGAGAAGCAGCAGCUCUGGAACCAGAUCAGGGUCUUGUAUGCUUUGAAGAUAUAGCUGUUCAUUUCACAGACGAGGAAUGGGCGUUGCUGGAUCUUGACCAGAGAGCUCUGCAUAAGGAAGUCAUGGAGGAGAAUGGCGGGAUGAUGAACUCUCUCAAUGGUGAUGAAUCAGAGAUUAAGAACCAGGGAGACCAUGACCAUGUCUACACCAUGGAGAAGCAAUGUAAAUAUUCUGAGUGUAGAGAGAACUUCAGUCAAAGCUCCCAUUCCGCUUCCCUCCAAAGAAAUCCAUUUGGGAAGAAAUCCUAUCAAUGCUUAGAAUGUGGAAAGAGCUUCACCUGGAAAAAAGAUCUCACUUCCCAUCAAAGAAUUCAUACAGGGGAGAAACCAUAUCAGUGCUUGGAAUGUGGGAUGAGGUUCGCCUGGAAGAAAAGUUUCACAGCCCAUCAAUGGAUUCAUACAGGGGAGAAGCCGUAUCAGUGCAUGGAAUGUGGGAAGAGUUUUACCUGGAAGAAAAGUCUCACUUCCCAUCAAAUAAUUCAUACAGGGAAGAAACUAUAUCAGUGUAUGGAAUGUGAGAAGAGUUUCAGUCGGAAAAAGAUUCUCACUUCCCAUCAAAGAAUUCAUACAGGGAAGAAACCCUAUCAGUGCCUGGAAUGUGGAAAGAGCUUCAUUCAGAGGGCCCAUCUCACUUCCCACGAAAGAAUUCAUACAGGGGAGAAACCGUAUCAGUGCUUGGAAUGUGGAAAGAGUUUCAGUCGGAAAGAUAGUCUCACUUCCCACGAAAGAAUUCAUACAGGGGAGAAACCGUAUCAGUGCUUGGAAUGUGGAAAGAGUUUCAGUCGAAAAGAUAGUCUCAUUUCCCAUCAAAGAAUUCAUACAGUGGAAAAAACAUAUAAGUGCUUGGAAUGUGGGAAGAGUUUCAGUCGGAAAAAGAAUCUCAUGGCCCAUCAAAGAAUUCAUCCAGGGAAGAAACCAUAUCAGUAUUUGGAUUGUGGGAAGAGGUUCUGUCAGAGUGUCCAUCUCACAACCCAUCAAAUAAGUCAUAUAGGGGAGAAACCAUAUCAGUGCUUGGAAUGUGGGAAGAGCUUCAGUCGGAAGUUCAAUCUCACAGUCCAUGAAAGAAUUCAUACAGGAGAGAAACCAUAUCAGUGCAUGGAAUGUGAAAAGAGGUUCACCAGGAAGUUCUAUCUCAUAGUCCAUGAAAGAAUUCAUACAGGAGAGAAACCAUAUCAAUGCUUGGAAUGCGGACAGAGCUUCGGUCAGAAGACCAGUCUCAUAGGCCAUCAAAGAUGUCACAGUGGGGAGAAACCAGACAAUGGCUGUCUACAAACCUUUUCGCCGCCAAGGGUGAGUGGGCAGUCGAUGACGUAUCCAUCCGAUUCCGAUCCGAGCACUCAGCAUAGUGCAUCUCCCGUUCCUUUUCUAUUCUUUCUCUCCAUUCUCUGUUUUCAAUCCUUGCUGCUUUUUCAUGAAAAGGAUCUGUUUGCAGAAAUGGACCCGUAUUCCACUGAGGAAGAGAAGACUCCAUUGGACACGAAAGAAAGACUACUGGGUAACAGAAUGAUGCCAGGAAGACCUCCCCAUACAUCUUUGCAUGGUGGCAGGGGAGAAACAGCAUCUCUGGAGCCAGAUCAGGGUCCAGUGUGCUUUGAAGAUGUAGCUGUUCGUUUCACAGAUGAGGAGUGGGCUUUGCUGGAUCCCGACCAGAAAGGUCUGCAUAAGGAAGUCAUGGAGGAGAAUUGUGGGAUCAUGAACUCUCUCAGUGGUAAUGACUUGGAAAUUAAAAACGAGGGAGACCAUGACAAUGCCUACACAAUGGAGAAGCGAUGUAAAUAUACAGAGUGUAAAGGGAACUUUAGUCAAAGCUCCCAUUCCACUUCCCUUCAAAUAAAUCCCUUUGGGAAGAAAUCCUAUCAGUGCUUAGAAUGUGGAAAGAGCUUCACGCAGAAAGAAAGUCUCAUGACCCAUCAAAGAAUUCAUACAGGGGAGAAACCAUAUAAGUGCCUUGAAUGUGGAAAGAGCUUUGCCUGGAAGGAAAGUCUCACCACUCAUCAAAGAAUUCAUACAGGGGAGAAACCAUAUCAGUGCAUGGAAUGUGGAAAGAGCUUCGCCUGGAAGGAAAGUCUCACUUCCCAUCAAAGAAUUCAUACGGGGGAGAAACCAUAUCAGUGCUUGGAAUGUGGAAAGAGCUUCGCCUGGAAGGAAAGUCUCACCACUCAUCAAAGAAUUCAUACGGGGGAGAAACCAUAUCAAUGUUUGGAAUGUGGGAAGAGUUUCAGUCAGAGUGCCCAUCUCACCACCCAUCAAAGAAGUCAUAAAGGGGAGAAACCAUAUCAGUGUUUGGAAUGUGGGAAAAACUUUACCCAGAAAAAGAGUCUCAGAUCUCAUAUAAAAAUUCAUAAAGGGGAGAAACCAUAUCAGUGCUUGGAAUGUGGAAAGAGCUUCAGUCGGAAAGAAAGUCUCACUUCCCAUCAGAGAAUUCAUACAGGGGAGAAACCAUAUCAGUGUUUGGAAUGUGGAAAGAGCUACAAUCAGAGAUCCAAUUUUAAGUCGCAUCAAAGAAUUCAUACAGGGGUGAAACCAUUUCAGUGCUUGGAAUGUGGGAAGAACUUUAGUCAGAGUGCUAUCCUUAAGACACAUCAAAGAGUUCAUACAGGGGAGAAGCCAUUUCAGUGUUUGGAAUGCGGAAAGAACUUCAGUCAGAAAUUAACUCUUAGUUUCCAUCAAAGAAUUCAUACAGGGGAGAAACCAUAUCAGUGCUUAGAAUGUGGAAAGAGCUUUAGUCAGAGGACCAAUCUCACAGCCCAUCAAAGAAUUCAUACAGGAGAGAAACCAUAUCAUUGCCUGGAAUGUGGAAAGAGCUUUACCCAGAAGGAAAGUCUCACGAACCAUCAAAGAAUUCAUACGGGGGAGAAACCAUAUCAGUGUUUGGAAUGUGGAAAGAGCUUCACCCAGAGAUUAACUCUCACUUUCCAUCAAAGAAUUCACACAGGUGAAAAGCCAUAUCAGUGCUUAGAAUGUGGAAAGAGCUUUAGUCAGAAGCCCCAUCUCACAGCCCAUCAAAGAAUUCAUACAGGUGAGAAACCAUAUCAGUGCUUGGAAUGUGGAAAAAGCUUUACCAGGAAGGAAAGUCUCACUCCCCAUCAAAGAAUUCAUACAGGGGAAAAACCAUAUCAGUGUUUGGAAUGUGGAAAGAGCUUCACCUGGAAGGAAACUCUAACUUCGCAUCUGAGAAUGCAUACCAGUAGUGGUAGCAGUAGUCAUUUUAUUACUGUCAGUGACCAGUAUCAAGAUAAAAACACCAAUUACAAAAUUGAAUAGUUUAGAACAAAGUUGAGUAGAACAAAAUAAAUUAGUAUAAAAUCACAUACACAUAAAAAGUUGUUCUAGUUUGUCAUUUUUCUGUCAGAAAGAAGUUCAUUCCGAAAUGGACACUCUAAUCAACAGGUUUACAGAGACACUCAGAAAGGAGAUUGACUUGAUAAGUCACAAGACAUCAAUAAAACCUUUUCUACCCAACUCAUUGAGAGCCAAAGAUAAGGUUCAGGAAAUGAGCUCUAAAUCACAAGAGUUUACAAGGCAGAAGCUUGACAGUGGAAUGAAAGAACAACAUCAUUUAGUGCUUCUAUUGAAUAAGGUUAGCCUUACUACCGUAUUUUUCUAUGUAUAAGACCAUAUUUUUGUUGGGAAUCAAGCCUUUAUCAGGAGAAACUGGCCACUCUCCAGGCACCCGGCUUGAUCUCCGGUUGACCUCCCUGUCUGCAUUCCCCGGCAGGAUACAGGCUAGGUCGCGAUAGGCGAUCCUUCUUGGCGUGAGAAGAACACCCCCCCUCUUUCCUGCCCCCCCAGGCAGGGGAAAGAGAUAGACAGAAACGUAUUUACAUGCCUUUAUUUCUGUCUUUGCAGCGAUAC